AUUGACUGUACGCCUUUCUAUUAUAUAUAUACUUUAUGGCCAAGAUAAUAAACAGAUAAAACCAACAUAACCCUAAUAGUAAAUAAUGUCAAAUCUGUCAAAAUAAUUAAAUUAAAUAUUAACUAUUUAAAUAUUUAACAAUCGAAAAUGGAAUUCGAAGAUGACUUUUUCUUUGAAGAGGAUAAAAUUUUAUUGAAUCUCUCAGUUACACCUAUGGAAUCUGCAUGUGAAAAAAAUACAAAUGAAUCUUCUUCCGUACAACAAUUACCAAAUACUCUGACCACCGUGCCUUUGGCUAACGUCGAUAUAAAUCAAGUAACUGAAACGGAUGAUCUCAUACCAGAUACUAGUAUCGAUCAAUUUAACAGAUCGUCAUCAUUGUUGCCUUAUUAUCAAUUGGGAAUGACAAUAACGUCGGGAAAUAUUGUUAUACAAAAGGAUAAUAGUAAUUUAAUUGGAAUUAGUAUUGGUGGUGGCGCUCCAUAUUGUCCAUGUUUAUAUAUAGUACAAAUAUUUGACAAUACACCAGCUGCAUUGGAUGGUACAUUACAAGCUGGUGAUGAACUUGUUGCAGUAAAUGGAGCUUCAUUAAAAGGAAAGACAAAAGUUGAAGUUGCCAAAAUGAUACAGGCUUGCGAAAAGCAAGUCAGUAUUAAUUAUAAUAAAUUACAUGCCGAUCCAAAACAGGGACACACUUUAGAUAUUGCACUUAAAAAGGUAAAACAUAGAUUGGUGGAGGGUAUGGGAAGUGCUACUGCUGAUGCUUUAGGAUUAUCACGAGCAAUUCUUUGUAACGAUGCACUUGUUCAAAGAUUAACUGCUUUACAAAGAACGGAAAGUUUAUAUAGAGGAUUACUUUCUCAUGCAAAAGUUACGUUACAUGCUUUUUUUGAUUUAACACAAAUAUAUAAAGUUUUUGGCGAUGCAUUCGCAGCGAUUGGUGUACGUGAACCACAGCCACGUGCAAGUGAAGCUUUCCGACAAUUUGGCGAUCAACAUAGACAAAUGGAAAAAUUUGGUGUUACCAUGUUAAAAACUUUAAAGCCAAUUUUAAACGAUUUAGGAACAUAUCUUCAUAAAGCAAUUCCCGAUACUCGUUUAACAAUUAGUAAAUAUGCUGACGCUAAAUUUGAAUAUCUUUCAUAUUGUUUAAAAGUUAAAGAACUUGAUGAUGAGGAACAAAGUUAUGCCGCUGUUCAAGAGCCAUUUUAUCGUGUUGAAACAGGAAAUUAUGAAUAUCGUUUAAUAUUGCGUUGUCGUCAGGAGGCUAGGGCAAAAUUUGCCAAACUUCGUUCAGAUGUUCUUGUUAAAUUAGAAUUAUUGGACAAUAAACAUGUACAGGAUGUUGUUUGGCAAUUACAAAAAUUUGCAUCAGGCUUAGCUGAAUAUUAUGCGAAUACAAAAAAUUUACUAUCAUCCGAUGCUUUAUUUCCUGUUGAAGUUGAUUUAUCAAAUUCGGCAUUUCAAUAUAAAUCAUUUGAAUCGCAAAUUUCUAUUGAUGAUGAUGAUUAUGAGGGGGAACUUAAAAAUACUGAUAAUGAACAGAUAUUAAUGUUAGAUACGCAUGAUACAUAAUUUUCAAUAAAUUUAAAUUUAUAAAUAAAUUAAAUUAUUUAGAGAAAAUCCAAAGAUCUUUAAUAAAAAUGUUUUUGCCAUUAUUUCAAUGCGAAAUAAAAUCAAAUUUUAAAUGUACUUUUUGUAAAAUGGAUUAUCCAAAGUCAGCUAGAUUCAAUACCAAAAAAAAACAAUUUUUAAAUACAAAAUCAAAUUUUCAUAAAUUAAAUACGUGAAAAAAAAUGACAAAUUCCUAAAUUGUGUUUAAAUGUUGUAUAUUUAAUGAAUAUUGAUGUUAUUAAAUUAAAUUGUUUUUUGUAAAACGUUAAUAAAAACCAAUUUUAAUAAUAAAAA
This is a messenger RNA of Leptopilina boulardi, 1908 nucleotides long. RefSeq names its product PRKCA-binding protein (gene PICK1). Lineage: Eukaryota; Metazoa; Arthropoda; Insecta; Hymenoptera; Figitidae. Gene Ontology annotation, cellular component: neuron projection; synaptic vesicle; trans-Golgi network membrane. Gene Ontology annotation, biological process: dendritic spine maintenance; intracellular protein transport; regulation of Arp2/3 complex-mediated actin nucleation. The coding region runs from base 148 to 1575 and encodes 475 amino acids. The transcript has 7 exons. The record is from RefSeq and is a predicted model, not a curated record. Gene Ontology annotation, molecular function: protein domain specific binding; phospholipid binding; protein kinase C binding.